Molecule: messenger RNA, 3356 nt
Organism: Musca domestica (house fly)
Lineage: Eukaryota; Metazoa; Arthropoda; Insecta; Diptera; Muscidae
Gene: js
Product: mucin-5AC
Exons: 7
Coding region: 741-2795 (684 amino acids)
Cellular component (GO): extracellular region
Molecular function (GO): chitin binding
Source: RefSeq, a predicted model, not a curated record
UUUUAGUUCUGAUUUGAACUUUGCUAAAAGCGGUUGUGUUUUGCGGUACAACGAAACGACUCAAAGUGAAUCUCCUUUUUUCCAUUGAUUUUCCUCCCGCCGCCCCCUCUGCCUAAGUACUAAACAAUUAAUUUUACAACUUGUAAUUGAAAUUACACAAACAAAAACAGCAAACGAGACAAGUCGAGGAAAAAAACAACCAACAAACAAAUAAAAAAUUACAACAUUUUAUUAAACAAUUAAUAUCCCCGGUGGUGCAGUUGUGUGUGUGUGCUUUUUUUUAAGAAAAAAGAAGAAGUAAAACUAAGGAACAAAAAGCAAAAGAUGAAGAACUUAAAAUUUCGAAUUUAAUGUCAUCAUUAAGACCUGAACCACGUUGCUGGUAGGAAAAGCGUUUCUGUUAUGUAAACGUGAAGGUGAAUUGUUUAAAAGUAUCCAGAAAAACGAAAAAUAAAACCAACAACAAUAGCGGGGAUUAAAAUAAAAACCAAAAAGUGAAAAAAAGAAAUAACUCCAGAGCCACAAAAAAUUGCGUUGACGAAUUACAGCAACCGUCUGCUUUAUGUGAAACAUUUGAAAGCUGUUGAAAUCCGUUAUUGAAAUCAGAUGAAUACCGUCAUUGAAUACUGAAAAUCCCGAAACCUUUAUACUUUAUACGAUUUUAUCUGAAUUGGAUCAGAAAAUUAGCGAGAACAGAAAUUGUAUAUUGCGGAAAGGAAAGCUUUCAACAAACGGCAACCAUGUCCAACCGUAACUGGUUCGUGUCAACGGUUGUGCUGUCGCUACUGUUGUCGUAUCGGAAUUUCUUCAUCAAUGCUCAGAGCCAAAAUGCAAUUGGAGCUCAUCGGACCUUUGCGAAGACAUCGUUUUCAUGUUCUGGCCGACCGGCGGGUUAUUAUGCAGACAUUGAGACUGGGUGUCAGGUUUACCAUAUGUGCGAUGGCUUGGGAAGACAAUUCAGCUAUUCCUGUCCAAAUACAACGUUAUUCCAACAGCGUAUGUUGAUUUGCGACCACUGGUACAUGGUGAACUGUUCGAAAGCAGAAAGCGAUUACACAGCCAAUUUGCUGAUAGGUCAGCGGGAUAAACCGUUCGUUAACGAAGAAGAAAAUAAUUUACGAACACCUCGACCAGAUUUGUUAGAUCGGCCCUAUGCUCCCGACUAUUCAGGCGAAUCGUUUAGAAAUCAAUAUCAAAAGUCGCUAUCUUCCAUAUUGAAUCAGAUCUAUGACAACGAUGCCCAGAAGAAAGAGAAAUCCUUGCAAUCGACUGCAAAUCAACCCAAUCAACCGGCAGGCCAGCAAAGAUGGAAAAUACCACCACCAAGUCGUUUAAUUUUACCACCUGCCUACGAACCUCAGAUACCAGAAACGUUCGUAACCAGCACUGCCAGACCGCCCACUAGUCGCAACAGUUACUACAGCCCGUCUAGUACAACAACAGUGAGACCCUCCACCCAACGGACCGUUACCGCCAACAGUCGUUCGCAGGGUCUGAAAUUUAACGGCGUUGCCGCUCUUCACAAUCGCAAUGAUGAACAUCUGCAAUACGAACACGAUGAUCUCGGCACCAGUCACAGUACCCGGUACAACACCUCGGCCGAUUUUAAUUCCAAUGAAGAUCGAAACAUCAAAAAUCGUCAGAAAAAUACUCAAAGAAAAACUACUACCACCACAACAACAACGACGAGAGCGCCAACAACAACAACUACGACCACCGCAAGGACGACAACAACAACAAGGACCACCCUGAGUCCCAACAUAAAAGUUCCCUCAAAAAUCUAUGAGCCACCAUUGCUAUAUCCCAUCUACAAUUUGGAGGAGUCAAGUCCAACAAAAGCAGCAACGACCACGGUCAGACCUCUGUUCAAAGCCUCCACAGCAUCACCAUUCAUGACACGACAGACCACAACCACACCAGCACCCUUUACAACCAGAGCAUCGUCGAGGGCAACAACGAUGGUCGGCAAGCCGUUUACAAGAGCUCCCACUUCUUCAUCAACCACUACAACAACGAGAGGUUCGAAUCGCUACGAUGCCGAUAAGCUAAGUAAAGAGAUAAGGACCCCAGCUCCUGCCCAGGGUUUCAAGGCUCCCACACCAAGACCCACAUCGAGAACGAAUUACAACACCACAAAAACAUCCAUAGACAAUGUCCCCUCCAAACAUCUACUACCCCCCUUGACGGAUUUCAUACAACACGAUGUGGCCACAACACAGGGACCACCAAUCUACUACGAAUGGAAGGUACCCUCGGAUGGACUGGAACCACCAAAGAAAGAAGCUCCAAUUGGUGUGGAUGGCCGAGAAUACCCCGAAACCAUAAUUGAUUACAACUCCAUCAGCGCCAGUGGCAAUUUCAUUCCCAUCAACAAUUUUGGUAUCGAUCAGACAAAAACGAACAACAACAGAGACAUAUCUCGAACGCCCGCGUCCAGGUCCAUUAAAGAGACUGGUCAGCCGACCAAUAAUAUUGCCACGACGAGACAAAAAGUUGCCACCGCAUCUACCACUGCCCGCCCACCAACACCUUCGACAAGUGGCCCCGUUAUGCCAGAAGACAUAUUCCAGAUACGCAAAGAGCUGUCGGUGCCCGAGUAUGCCUUUCCUUUGGAAAACAUCGGCCGUACCGGUUACCUAGCCACAGAUGUGUACAACUCGUUCCAAUUGAAGAUACCCGAAAGGCGUUCAGACACCGAUGAACAUCUCCAUUGGUUUGGUGAAAAUCCCAAGUGUCCAGAAUGCCAUCCGUCCUACGUAAUACCCGGUACCUGUGAGCCAUGUCUACGAAGAUAGAAGUCAAUUCCGAAACUUCCCUCGUGUAAAUUACAAGUAUUCUCCAAGUAAAUAAUUUAAAAUUCCAUUGCGAGUAAAUUUCAUCGAAUUUGGUGGAUAUUGGUUAGAUGCCCCUGCCACAAGAAAUGUCCCACAAUAUGGUUCACCCACAUUCCCCACAUUACUGUUAACUAUUUUAAGUUAUAUACAUGCCUGCAUCCACACACACGCACCUGCACCCUCUCUCGUAUUUGUAAUUCCAUUCCAUGUUAGUCUAACCACCACUGCAACCUAUUUCAAAGACAGUUGUCAAAUCCCUGACCCUGUUAGGGUUGUGAAACUAACCCCCCCUAUGUACAUACAGACAACAAAAGAACGAACGAACGCGAAAAAGACAAAUCCUCUUGUGUACAUAAGCUGUGUACCUUAUACACACACACACAUUACAAUCCAUUUGUUUUUACAUAUGUAAGAGCACAUCUUGUAGUUUUAAUUAUCUAUGUACGUAUGAGUAUGCAUAUCGAAUGAAUACUAUCUACCUAAAAUGAUAUACAAACAAUUAUGUGUACUUCAAUUCUAUCU